Messenger RNA from Ctenopharyngodon idella (grass carp), 1176 nucleotides. It is a transcript of the gene ier2b, whose product is annotated as immediate early response 2b. The record is from RefSeq and is a predicted model, not a curated record. The coding region runs from base 107 to 628 and encodes 173 amino acids. The transcript has a single exon. NCBI's taxonomy places the organism in Eukaryota, Metazoa, Chordata, Actinopteri, Cypriniformes, Xenocyprididae.
AGGAGAAAACUUUUAGUUUUACAAUCCACCGUGAGGACCUUAAAGCUCAGCGGUUUAAAAAUAGAAAAAGUCUAGAACAGAAAUAUUCUGAUACAUUGUAAACACAAUGGACGUCGAGGCCAAGAGAAUCAUGGCUCUUUCUAUCAGUAAACUGUAUUCAUUAAGGACCCAGCGCGGGGGAUUGAGACUUCACCGGAGUCUCCUGCUCUCCAUGACCAUGAGAGCCGCACGGGACAUCUACCACACCGCGCAGCUGCUCAAAGACACGGAGGAGGAGCAGGUCGUUCCCUGCGCCCCGAACGCUGCCACAGAGGAACCCAUGGAGACUGACUCUCCUCAGACUCUCAUUCAGACCUCCAAGGAGGUGGCAAUGAAGCCUCAUGAACCCAAAGAGACUCUAGACGAGGACAAAGAGAACCGGUACGCUUCUGAACGGCAAUCCAGGAAGCGCCGCGGUAAGACGGCGCUCGAGCCUGACUUUCUGCCUCUGAAGAAGGCGAGAAUGGACACGGAUGAGGAGAAGCAACAUCUCCAAAGCGAGGUUUUGAGGACUAAUAAUGGAAACAGCUGUCGCCAGGCUGAAACUCUGACCGCGUUCGCAACAAACCGAGCCAUCGUGGCGUGUUGAGCAAGACGCGCUGUGGAUCAUUUCGAGAAUCGAUCUCCCUUGAUGGGAAUUUACUGGACAAACUAGUUCAGAUCGGACCGGUUAUGCAGCCUGACACCCGUGCGGCCGGCUCAGCUCGCCAUAAGAGCUCCAAGAGAGGCCAGGAUCAGCAGGGAUACAGGACAGGUGGUGGAUACUAUGAUCCCAAUCGCAUUGGAAUUACUCGAGCUGCUUCAUUGUUCAGUGAGAGGAGUCAGAUGACUCUGUUGACUCACGUUUGAACUGGGAAGGGAGGCUCUGGUGUCUUCUAUCCAGCUUAUGAACUUGACAACCUCAAAUAAGAACAACUCUGACGGUGUAUGACACAAAACACUUGAUGUUUAUCCGAGUUUGAUACUUGAAAAUGUCUUGAAAUGCCAAAACGUGUUAAAUGUCACUGUUGCACUGAUCAAUUGCACAGAAGAAUAUGUAUUUAUAAUACUAAGAAGGGCAUGAUGGACGGAUAUCAUAUGACAUUGAUUUCAGUGUUUACUGUUUGCAAUAAACAUGCAAAUGUUUAAAAAUCAUAA